This is a messenger RNA of Antechinus flavipes (yellow-footed antechinus), 4753 nucleotides long. It is a transcript of the gene ATG13, whose product is annotated as autophagy related 13. Lineage: Eukaryota; Metazoa; Chordata; Mammalia; Dasyuromorphia; Dasyuridae. The coding region runs from base 1404 to 3053 and encodes 549 amino acids. The record is from RefSeq and is a predicted model, not a curated record. Gene Ontology annotation, biological process: protein localization to phagophore assembly site; piecemeal microautophagy of the nucleus; mitophagy. Gene Ontology annotation, cellular component: phagophore assembly site; extrinsic component of membrane; Atg1/ULK1 kinase complex. The transcript is spliced from 18 exons.
GCUGCUUCUGAGUUGAUUCCUCAAGCUGCCUGUGUUUAGUACCUAGGAUUCAGGCUCCUAACCAGCUGAGGCUGGACUCUGUCAUCAUCACACCUCAUCCCUAUUUUACAGGGACUUUCUGGUGGGGAUCAUCCUUGGAGGAGGUUCAUGGGCCUUUUCUUCUCUUCUCCAGGCUAAAUAGUCUCAGUUUCUUCCACUGCUUCUCAGAACCUGGUUAUGCUCCCAUGGAUAUUUUCCAUUUUAUCCAUAUCUUUGCAGGAAAGUUUACCUCAUGAUCAGUGACAUACCACGCUCUAUGAUGUCCCAAAUAUAGUGCUUAGGAUGUGAUGUGCCAGCACACAAUACAGAGGGACUGUCACCUCUUCACUCUUCACUCUUGAGAGCUCUGCCUUUCUGAAAGCAGAGAUACAUUAUUCUGCAGGAUCAUUGAGUUUUUACAAGCCCGUGGGUCUUUAUCAGAAAAACUACUUUCCAAGCUACCCCGCUCCCUCCCUCCCAUAUUGAGGCAUUUGCCUUUUGAAUGCAACUGUAAGAUUUUGCAUUUAUCCUUAUUGUAUUUCAUCUCACUAAGUUCAGCCCAGUGCUAAGAGUUCAUAAAGUUCUUUUUGGAUCCUGUCAUCUAGUGUCAUCUAGAUCUUUUGUGUCAUAACUAUGACUCUAUGUUUCUAUCCAAGCCAUUAAGAAAAAUGUUAAAUAGUGUCGGCCAAGCACAUUUCUGGGAUAUUCGCACUUUACCUUUGAACCACGAAUAACUACUUUGAGAUUCCUGCUAGCCAGCCGCUUUGGAAGCCAUCUAAUUAUAUUAUCACUUAUAUUCUAGAGCAUGUCUCUUCAUAUUUUCUACAAGAAUAGUAUGAGUGCUUUAUCAGAAACUUUGUUAAAACAAAGAGAUUUAGAUUUGUAGUGCUUCAGCCUAAUCUACUAUUAACAUACAAAAAAAAAAAAAAAAAAAAGGAAAUAAACUUACACUAGUCUGCCCUCAAGGAAACUAUAAUCUUGGAAGCUCUAAUUGUUGAAUGAUAAAAAAAAAAAAAAAAAAAAAAAAGAUGUUGGGGUCUGGAUGGAACUUAUUCCACCUAUUCUGAAAGAUAAAAAGGAGGAGGGACAGUAAUUCCCAACAUGGCGAGAGCCUUUGUGGAGGCAGUCCAGUUUGAAACAUUUGUAUGGUUAGAGAUGUCAUGUGAAAGUCUGCCAGACAGAGGAGUUGAUAGGUAAUGAGGAGCCAUGGAAGCAUUGUGAGGAAGGGUGUGACAUAGAGCAGAGUGGAGAGGGCUGGACUGGGAUUCAGGAGGGUUUCAGUCAUUCCAGCCUCAGAUGGUAAAUGUCCUGGGCCCCCUGGGCAGACUUGUGAGGGUCCAGGGGGAUGUUAUUCCUCAAGUCCUUUCUAAAUAUUUGUGUAUGCCAUGGACACUGAUCUCAGUUCCCAGGACAGGAAGGACUUGGACAAGUUCAUCAAGUUUUUUGCCCUGAAGACAGUCCAAGUGAUAGUCCAGGCACGUCUGGGAGAGAAGAUUUGUACUCGUUCCUCAUCUUCCCCAACAGGAUCUGACUGGUUCAACUUGGCCAUCAAGGACAUCCCAGAGGUCACCCAUGAAGCCAAGAAAGCACUGGCAGGGCAGCUGCCCGCCGUGGGGAGGUCGAUGUGUGUGGAAAUCUCGCUCAAGACUUCGGAGGGGGAUUCCAUGGAACUAGAAAUUUGGUGUCUAGAAAUGAAUGAAAAGUGCGACAAAGAGAUUAAAGUUUCCUACACUGUGUACAAUAGGCUGUCAUUACUGCUGAAGUCUCUACUUGCUAUCACUAGAGUGACACCAGCUUAUCGACUCUCCAGAAAACAGGGCCGUGAAUAUGUCAUACUCUACAGGAUAUACUUUGGAGAAGUCCAGUUGAACGGCUUGGGAGAAGGUUUCCAGACUGUCCGUGUUGGCACAGUGGGCACGCCAGUGGGCACCAUCACGCUGUCCUGUGCCUACCGAAUUAACCUGGCCUUCAUGUCUACCAGGCAGUUUGAGAGGACCCCUCCUAUCAUGGGGAUUGUCAUUGAUCAUUUUGUGGACCGUCCCUACCCCAGCUCCUCGCCCAUGCACCCCUGCAACUACAGGACGGCCGGGGAGGACGCCGGGCUCACCUACCCUUCUGUGGAGGACUCUCAGGAAGUCUGCACCACCUCCUUCUCCACCUCCCCCCCAUCCCAGUGUGUGUUCACUGUCAGUAAGGCCCAUUUUCAGACCCAUACUCCGGUGGUGACGGACACCCUGAGGGUCCCCAUGGCAGGACUGGCCUUUUCCCACCAACUCGCCAGCUCUCGCCUUUCCUAUCAGCCCGCCGCUCUGGGAAUUGGAUCAGCCGAGCUGGCCCAUCCAGUGGUCUUUGCUGCUGGCUCGAGCGCUGCCCACCCUCACCAGUUAAUGGUCCCGGGGAAGGAAGGUGGGGUGCCUCCUGCUCCCAGCCAACCUGCCCACGGCACCCAGGCUGACCAGGACAAGAUGGCCACCUGUACCCCAUCCGACGGCGCCCACUACAUUGUCACUCCUUCUAGCAGCGAAGACACCGAGACCGUGUCCAACAGCAGCGAAGGCCGGGGCUCCCCCCACGAUGUCUUGGAGGCCCUCCUGGUGCGCAAAGUUGGAGCGCUGGUCAACAACUCGGUGGAUCAGGUAACGAUGACCAACCUGGACAUCCCCUUUGCCAUGUUUGCUCCCAAGAACUUUGAGCCGGAGGAUAACGAUCCCAUGGUCCAUCCUCCGGACUCCCCGGACACCGAGUCUCCUCUCCAGGGCAGCUUGCACUCUGAUGGGUCCAGCGGCGGCAGCAGCGGAAACACACAUGACGACUUUGUCAUGGUCGACUUUAAGCCCGCCUUCUCAAAAGACGAUAUUCUGCCCAUGGACUUGGGGACCUUCUACCGAGAGUUUCAGAACCCCCCUCAGCUCAGCAGCCUCUCCAUCGACAUUGGGGCCCAGUCCAUGGCCGAGGACCUGGACUCGCUCCCAGAAAAACUGGCCGUGCAUGAGAAGAACGUCAAAGAGUUUGAUGCCUUUGUAGAGACCCUCUAGAGAAGCCGGCACCCUCCCCAGCCCCCAGCAGCAUCAGCAGCCCCCUUCCUGGACACCCCAAGACCAGACACCGUCCCCCCUUCUCUCUCUCGUCUAUUAUUUAUUCAGCUUCAAUUCAGGCCAGGAGGUGGAAGGCAAGAGGGAAGUGGCUCCCCCUUCUUAGUCUCCGACUCCUCCUGGUCAAACCCAGGGCGUUGAAGAGGGCCCCACCCUGCCCUGUUGGAGUUCUGGGUUGUAACCUGCCCAAAGGGCCAGGAGAAAGGCCCGCCGGCGGAAGAGGGGGCUCGCCCCCCCUCCCCGAGCCAUAGCCACACCCUCCACCACACAGCGCCCUCCAGCCUUGCCUGUCCGACCAGAGAUCCAGCCUCCUCGGCCCGGCAGCCUCUCCCCUCGAGAUCGGGCCCACACCGGGGAUGACCGCCCUACCACCGGGACCCGGGAAUGAGGAAGUCCGGCAGGAGCGCCCACGGGCCAGGGGCCGGGAAAGAGGAGGGCGCCUUCUCUGUCCCGGGCCUGGCCGCCCUGCAGGUGAGCUGGGCCAGGCUGCGCCGGACUGCUCCAAGGGCCGUGGCCCCCCCGGGCCCCACUCCAGCCCCCCGAGGCCCACAGCACCUGGGCGCCCCCCUCAGCCAGGGCCAUGUCGCUGCGAGUUGGAAGCCAGGACGUUCCUCCGCCCCUCCCUCUCCUGCUCCCGCUGCUGCUCUGUGCUUAGAAGUAAGCAUCAAACAGUAAAUAUUUAUUGCUUUAAAAGAGCUGGGAUUGUUUUUCAAGGGCAAUGGAAGUGGGCUCUUUGACCCCGGCUAUGGCCCUGGGAAGGCCGGGUCGUCCUGUGCCCCACAGGGCGCUCUGAGAUGCCGGAAGUGACCUCAGGGCAGCGCUUGCCACUGCCCAGAAUCGCCGCCUUCCACCCGCUGGACACCGGCUUCUCGCACGCCCGGGCCUCUCCCGCCCCUUCUGGGAGGGGCAGAAGCUUUGAGCUUGAGGAGUCACGCUGGCGGGCAAUGCCCAAGGCCACUGUUGGGUGUUCACCGCCUCUCACUGCAGGGCUUGGCCCCCACGGAGGGACUGGGGUCCGUGACUUCAGGCCUUGGUCGGCAGCUGCAGCAUGGCACGCCCUGGCCCAGGCUGGCACGGGGAUUGGUGUGUGGUCUGUACUAGGAGGGGCACAGCGGGCAUGGGGACCCCGGGGCUCCUUGGCCCUAGGUCAUCCUGAUCAGGGGACAGAGGUGAGUGGACCUCUGUGGGCCGUGGGACCCCAGCUUCAGAUUGUGUGGGACGGCCCCACAAGGCCUGGAAGGGGGAGGGCACCUUGGAAGCGCUUGGGCCGCUCCCGGCUCCUCGGGGGUCAGCUUCUCCUUGGCCCCUGCAUGGAAAUGCUGUCUCAGCCAGGAGCUCCGGAGAAUGCAUGCUGCCCUCUGCAGGCAGUGAGGAGCUCGGGGCCCCGGGGGCGGCUCCCCAGGACUACAGGAGAGCGCUGGCUGCCAGCCCAGCCAUGGCGGGUUCCUCGUCUGCCAGCCCCACUCGGCGCCAGGGGAUGUGGACCUCGGGCUGGCUCCGUCUCCCGGAGAUCGGGCACAGCUGGUGAUGCUCGGCCCAGAGAGGAGAAUCCUCACUCGCCCCUUACCGGUGUGACCACAUAGAGCUGUACUUUCAAUCAUAUUCUCAAGAAAUUUCCAAUAAAACUUUUCUGUACACGAUAA